ACGAACUACCCAAGACUUUGUUUACCUGAUAGAAAUGGCGACAGGGAGGGGAGCUUUGUCUCUUCUGCAGAGUUACAGCUCUGAUAGCGACGGAGACUCCGGCUACACCAGCGAGGACGAGAAGAAGAGGAAGCAGGAGUUCAGCAGCCCUCAUGAACGCAAGAGUAAGAGACGUAGGGCGGACGAUGAGGAGGAGAUGGUGGUGGACACCCCGGGUGUCUGCUCCUCCCGUUCAGGACACCAUAGUCCAGCGGUGUCCUCGGAGACCAUCAUGGGCGAGGAAAAUCAGCAGCGGCCAACUGAUUCCACCAUGGACACUACCUCACACCAAGUACACAGAAAUAUACCUCUUCCAAGUGAACUGUUAUUGGCGAGAGAAGCUCACAUAGACGACCCAAGAGAACAUCAGGGAAGAGUUAGAUCAUUUGCCCAUGAACGGGGUAACUGGGCAUCAAUAUUAUAUGUCCCCUUGCAUCUAGGAAUAUAUGGGCCAAGUUUUGCAUCCUUUAUGGCUUCAUUGGUUGCCACAUGUCAAGAGCAAAAUGUGAUACUUAAUCCCUCAUCUGAUCUUCACAUUUCUUUAACACGAACACUAAUACUUCAUCUUCACUGGAUUCAGCCAUUAACAGAAGAUUUCAGAGCAAGAUUAAGCCAAGUUUCCAAAUUUUCUUUGUGGUUACACGGCUUAAAUGUGUAUGUUAAUGAUGAGCGGACCCGAACGUUCUUAGGGCUGCGAGUGUGCCACGGACGUAAUGAAUUGGAAGAUAUAGUCUCUGAGGUGGACAAGUGUCUGGCAGAAUACAGACUGCCACCUUUCUUUAAGGAUGGUUCUUUUCAUGCAAGUGUUGCUUGGUGUACUGGUGAUGUUUCUGGAGAUCUGCGUCGGUUGCUGCCUCAGCUGGAGAAUGUGUGCAGUCAGUAUUUCUCGGUGGAGACUGACAUGCGUACUUUUGAUGUUAACUCUCUGAAUUUUAAAACUGGUAAUAGAAUUCAUACCAUACACCUUAAACAUGAGAAUUAAUAACGGGUAUUCACUUAUAGAAUCUGGGUAAAUUAAAAUACCUUUAUUAAUAAAUUUGUACAAAUAAUAAAUUAACGUUUCUUAAGACUGUCCAACACGUACAGUAUUCCUAUUUUUUCGGGUGCAGAUAGUCGUGUGUAUUUAUUAAUCUUGAAUUUAAGGACGAAAUGUGAAUUUUCCUCUAAAGUAUAUUAUAUGAUAAAUUAAUCAUAAAUAUUAACUCUAAAUAAACAUGGAUGAUCUACCAAAGAACAAACUGUCAGGGAAUACCUGGAUCUACCUGAAGCAAGUCCGUGGUUUGACUAAGCAACAAUUUAUGCUUCUGGCACGAGAAGGGAAACAGUGUGUAGGAAUUGGUUUGGUAGGGAUGUCCAGGCAAGUUUUUGAUGCAUGUUCAACUCCUCAGGGCCCACUGUAGCCAUAAGUCAGAGGGAGGGGGGGAGGGUGGGGGGAACACUUCCUAUGGACUCUGUUGAAGUUAAAGGAACUACAUACCGUAAGAUGAAACUGCAAUAGAACAUUGCAUUCACUGUUUGAGAGUGAAGACAUUAAUGCAAGUUGCAUUUUGUUUAGAUUAUAGUAAUUUGAAUUACAGUAUUGGCAAAAUUAAAGUGCAGGAAUUAUGUGGUGGCUAGCCUCAUAUGAUAAGCACUAACAUCUGUAGAAUAUAAGAGGUUACAUUUGGAUUAUAUUUUCUACUUGUGAGGAGUACUGUAUAUACUAAUUCCUCGACAGUACUGUUGCUGCUCUUAACCUGGUGAAAAAUUUGACCUCUACCCCUUCAUUAUCUUAAAUCUACUAAGUGGACAUAUAUUAUGCGGUAAAGUUAAGGAUUCAAAACAUGAGACUACUACUGUACAGUACUUGCAAGAGGUGUUGGUGCUUCAGGUUUUAGCACUGAAUAUGAGAAUCAUAGGAGUCAGAUAAGCGGAAUUGUUUGUUUCUGGCAAGACCUCUGUAGUUUGGCCUUUGUUGCGAGACAUAUUUGCUUGGUUCAGAAAGUAUAAAUUGUCAUAUAUUUGGUGCCGAGGUCCUAUCAGUAUAUUCACUGGAGUAUUUUCUUAAGUAUUGUUGCUCUGCUUCUGAUGAGAUGAUGAAAGGCUGGGUGUCAUAGAGCACUUAACACUAGUAUUGAUUUAAAGAGUGACAUAUAUAUCUCUUAAUUUGAUCUGCUAGUCACAUAAUGGGUUUAUAAGUACUGUAUAUAAUGAGCAUUAGAAACUUGAGUUUUGUUGUCAGGCAUAUGACCCACCGGAUUUUAAAACUUUUUGCAUUAAGUGCGCAUUAUUCCUUGCAAGUUGAGUGCUGAUUAAUGAUAAUUUGCACUUAUGUGUGAAUGUAAUGGAGAUUACUGAAACUCUUGUGGUGUCCAGGCUGAGGCCGAAUAAUACAGUUUGACUGCUUUUCCUAUAAUUUUCAACUUCUGUAUAAAAAGAAAGUUGACUUUUGGAAGUUUGUUACUAGUUAAUAUUUUUUACCCAUUUUGCCAUAGUAACAACACUGUUAGAAUGAUUUUUUUUUUUAUGACUAGCCAUUUCACACUACCUGGUACACAUUUAAAAAUAUGAACAUUGCAGGUAUUGGCAGUAUAGUGUGUGUGUGUGUGUGUGUGUGUGUAUACUUUGUGUGUACUGUGUAUAUAAAAUCCUGUUCCCACUAUCACCAUGUGGCUCCUCAGGGUAUGCAUAUCUGGUGGAUGGGGUUGAAACGAUGUUGCCUCCCAAAGCAGCAAGGCGGUUACAUACAGACAUACAUACAUAAAUACAUGUAAUUUUUUGGUUAAUAAAUAACUAAUGUGCACACACACACACACAUACACACAAACAUCCUUUAUACAUUACAGUAUAUUCAAUUUUUUUAUUUUUUCGAAGAGAGAUUUACCUGUCAGAAAAUUUAACCCUUAAACAGUGGUUAUCAUCAUGUGUUGAUUCAUGGGAUAAUGUGGUUAUUGUCAUAUGACGAUUUAAACAAUUAUUGUCUGGUUUUUACAUGUAUGAUGUAAAUAAGGAUAUAAUAGCUCUCAGUGGAUG
Messenger RNA from Procambarus clarkii (red swamp crayfish), 3051 nucleotides. Its product is annotated as U6 snRNA phosphodiesterase 1. Gene Ontology annotation, biological process: U6 snRNA 3'-end processing. Gene Ontology annotation, cellular component: nucleus. The record is from RefSeq and is a predicted model, not a curated record. NCBI's taxonomy places the organism in Eukaryota, Metazoa, Arthropoda, Malacostraca, Decapoda, Cambaridae. Gene Ontology annotation, molecular function: 3'-5'-RNA exonuclease activity.